This is a messenger RNA of Camellia sinensis, 492 nucleotides long. RefSeq lists its product as uncharacterized. Lineage: Eukaryota; Viridiplantae; Streptophyta; Magnoliopsida; Ericales; Theaceae. Gene Ontology annotation, cellular component: mitochondrion. Gene Ontology annotation, molecular function: methylmalonate-semialdehyde dehydrogenase (acylating, NAD+) activity; DNA-binding transcription factor activity, RNA polymerase II-specific. The record is from RefSeq and is a predicted model, not a curated record. Gene Ontology annotation, biological process: positive regulation of transcription by RNA polymerase II; thymine catabolic process; cellular response to iron ion starvation.
AUGAAGGAUGCAUCUGACAAUUCUCAUUCGGAACAAUGGAGCAAUAAAAAGGUUUUCAAGAGCAAAAAAGAAUUGCUCGGUUGGGUACGGGACGUUGGAAGGAAAAAUAGGUUUGUGAUUGUCAUCAAGACAUCGGACUAUGGUGGUGGUCAUAGGACACCAAGGAUAUAUCUUGCCUGUGAGAGAAGUGGUCAAUACAGAGCUCAUAAGAAAUUAAAAGGAGAUGAUUCAAACAAAAAAAUUGUGAAGAUAACGGGUACAAAAAAAUACUGGUGUCCUUUUGAGUUGAGGGCUCAUAAGUUGAUGGCUGAUGAUGAUUGGAUGGUAGAUGUAACAUGUGGAAUGCAUAAUCAUGCUCCUGCUAAACAUUUUGAAGGACAUUCAUUUGCAAGGAAAUUAUCUGAGGAGGAAACAUCAUUAUUAGUGGAUAUGUCCAAAAGCAUGGUCAAACCAAAAGAGAUUUUGGUUACAUUGAAACGAAAGGAUGCUUAA